ACUUCCGGGAAGAAACCGGAGCGGCGCUGGUCGGCGCUACACGGGGCGUCGUGGAACGGAACGUAGCGUAGCGGGACUCGAACGCGCGAGCGACGGGGGACGUGGGGACGCGAGAACUGUCCGAAGAUGACGACGGUGGCGAUCUCCCCAGCCAUGGCUCACACCAACAGCGGAAUAAUACAAGUCGUGAACGAGAGUAAUCUGAGCAAGAUCGAGAGCUUCCUCAACGACACGGCUUACAGAGAGGCCAUUGAGAAUUCAUCCAAUUACAAUAGCCGACUAUGCCGGGAACGACGUCUUCGCAUGCCCUUCCUCGACUCGCAGACAGGUGUUGCGCAAAAUCAUUCUGCACUUUUUAUGUCCUCGAGAGAAAGAUUACCUGGCUUAUUGCACGGCCAGGUUUAUACUUAUCCAAGCAAACGAUGGCGAAAGAAACGCCGGCAAUAUUUAAUGCAUUAUCUACAUCCAAAACGAGGACCAAGGGGAGAUACGGAAGAUGGAACGGAAGGCGUGGAAACUAUUACGCAUGUAAAUGACGAUAGCAAAGAUUCGGUAGCACUUAAAGACGAACACAGUAAAGACGCUUGGUAUUAUGAUGAGCAAGACAUGUUAGAUAUGGAUGCCUAUGAAGAACCUGAUCCUGAUAGCGACUAUGAUUACGAGGAGAGUUAUAGCAGUAAACGAAAACGCAGAAAAACUCGUGGAGGUGGUCAUCAUCCUGCUCGUAGUCAUCCACCUACCACAGAUACUCCGGGCGGUAAACGUACAAAAGGUGGUGGCCGUGGACGUAAAAAGACCAACUACGACUCUGUUGACUCUGAUAAACCGUUCGUUUGUGACCUAUGCAGCGCACGGUAUAAGACCAGACCCGGUCUGGUCUACCAUUACGGUCAUUCCCACUCUACUUCCUCCGGUGAUCCUGCUAAGGAACUAAGUCCCAGUCCUGCCGAAGUUGAACCUAGGAGCGUUGCAGACACCGCUGCUUCGAACCAGCCAGGUGGUACACGUCGGGGUCGUCAGAACGCUACCUCCUCGAAUACCUCGAGUCCCUCCCCGGCGGCGCCUACCGCCGCACCCACUGCGGGAACGGCGGGAUCGCAGCCGCAGCAAUCGCAGCAGCAGCAGCUGCAAUCGGCCGUGCAGGCGCCCGUCGCCCCGGCGUCACCCACCGUCCCGGCGACCAAGGAAGAUCAUCUGCCCUCGGCGUCCUCGCCCGGCGGCACCGCCGUCUCCACGCUGCCGUCCGCGGAGACCGCGGGUGCGACCGGCGGCCCGCCUACCCCCGGGGGACCGACCGCGGAGAAGAAGCCUGGCGGCAAGUCGUCCGCGGCCCAGCCGUCCCCGUACUGCGACUUUUGCCUGGGUGACGCGCGCGAGAACAAGAAGACCGGCGGUUCCGAGGAGCUGGUGUCGUGCAGCGAUUGCGGCCGCUCAGAUGUUAAUAUCGUGAAAGACAUUAAGUAAUUCGUUAAUUUUACGAGCGAGCAAGCAAGCAAGCGUACGUGCCCUUCCUUACGCAAAGAGAGGACCUCGCUGUUUUCUAUUCGUAUAUAUUCAAAAACGUACCUACAAUUGUUAGACGCGCAAUCGAGAUGUUUAUCCGUUACAUUUGUACAAUCUCUCUUCUUUACCGUUUCGUUAAAUGCGUUAAUCACGAACGAGCAUGUAGAAGAUGUACGUGUAGCCGUUAAAACUGUGAGAUAUCCAUUAUCGGCUUUUUGUAGAUCCAUGCUCUUCAAUACGCUUUAGGUUUACCGAGAUAAUAGGGAUGACUUUUUGAGUUGUAUAAGGUUACAGUUGUCGCGUGACGCGUCUUGUCAUUGCCGCCAAGGGUAGUAGAAAAGAAACCAUUGCUGUUGCAACUGGGUGCAAUAAUUAAGGAAGGAAAGGAAAGAAGGCAUUCAAUUAUCUGCACAGUGUAGGAUCAAACGGUUACGAGCUUUACAUACACUAGUCAAAGGCGAGGAAUACAAAACAUCGUUUUGUCAAUGGUGCAACUUGUCGCAUCUGAGUAAUAGGAAUUUUCAGGAAUUCCUUUACUACGCGAAUUUGCUGUGAUUUAUAGUAUCUCAAUGAUUAGUUUCUAAGAUAUUGAAUCGGUAAUGCCGUAAUAAUUACGAGGAAACAAAAAAAAGUCUUCGUCAGUCCGAGAGAAGUCAAAUUUUCGUCGUGUGUGUGUAUGCGUGAUUGGACGUCGAGUAGCAAAAUCGACGAUUCGUUUUUGCUUUUACGCGGAAUUGUACGCAAAAAAUUUGUUGAAAUUCCUGUUGCACAGUACCACCAGAGCACGUAUUGCGGAGGAUGUGUUUGUCUUCUGUUUGACAGUGUAUCCUGAUAUUUUCGUUAUUGUGUUAGAAAUCAAAAGGGAAGGGAGGCGAUGCACGGCGUGAGAAACGCACCGGCAGGUUUAGGAGAAUUUAGAUGCAAUAUAUAUAUAAUAUAAUAUAUAUAUAUAAUAUAUAUAUAUUACAUAUAUAUAUACUUUAUAUAUCCAGCACAAUCAUGAGAAUCGUUUUAAUGAAAGCAACGUAUUUAUUGUAAGAUACUGAGAGAUGUUGAUCGCGCGUCACUUCAAUAUUUCUACGUUUUCCCGAACGCUUGUAAAUACUUUGGUGGCUUUGCGUUUGUUGGAUAUUAUGAGGUUUUAGACGAUGCGAGCUAAGAGCGCAGCGCAGAAAGAGGAAUAACGAAAGAGGAGAGAGUGCAAUUCUAAGGAUCUCCGUACCUUCCGCGACUUUGGAAAAAUUCCGAAUAGAAAGAUCGAAUAUAUAUAACGACCGCAAGAAUGAUGUUUUUAUCUAUUGAAUAAUUUCGAUUGGUACUUGUUUAACGACUCGUUUAUGUGUUCAUUACGUUUACGUUUAUAAUCGAAAAAUCGUGUCUCUCAAAAGUGAAAUAUCACGGAGGAAAUGAAUUCACGGAAAUGAGAGAGACGUUCGCUAUAACGCAAGAUAACGUUUUUUACACGGUGUGCGCGCGCCGCGUAAAAAUCUUUCGUUCGAAUAGCAGAGCUGUGUACUUUGAGUAACAAUUUGUCUCUCAGACAAUCCUCGUUAUCUCUUAGACAAGUUAUUACUCGAGAGACCUCAUUUUACGUCCUCACAUUAGCGAGUUACCAGAUUAUUAAUGUUUCGUCACGUGAACCGCUACAUGUGAGAUGGUAAUUUAAGGUAGUAAUUUUAUUUACGUGGAUUUUAAUUAACACAUGUAUAACAGAGUGCUCGAUGUGAUCGCGAUGAUGUAUAUCAGAUUUCGUUAUAAAGGAUUUAGGAAAAAGAAAAACAGUGGAAAAAAACGCGAUCGCGCGCGUUCUUGUUUAAUCAGAACUGCUCGUUGAUUUCUUUCUAAUGUGUCUCACAUUCCAUUGUAUCUGCCGCCUCUUAAUUACCUUUAGUUGUGGGCAUUAGCUUCUCCGACCUAAUGUAGUAUAACCGCUCCUUGCUAUUACCGUUAUUUGUAAUGACGCAAUAUAUUUAUUACAUAUUUAACAAGCAAGACGAAGAUUAUGGGGAUAAAGCUUACAUUUUAUAGAUUUCCAUAAAUGGAAUUCUCUUUUCACUACCGACCGUUUUUAGUUAGGCUUCCUUUCUCUGACAAUUGCGUCACACAUAAAACGUCGUGACUAAUAUUCUUCUUGUAGAAAUCCGACAUAGCUUAGUUUUGUACAAGCUUUGAUACUCGUACAAAUAUCAUUUUGACUAGGGACAACGGGAUACCGUGUAUGAAAUUUAAUGUAAUACCUUAUGAGUUUUUCAGGCUUAAAAAAAAAAAAACUAGCUUCGAAACCAGACUCGAAUUAUUUUAUACGUUUUUUCACUGAUUAUGAUAUAAGUAUGUCGCAGUUUUACAUGUCGCUUAUUUUACACUCAUACGCCACACAAGUUGUAACGUCGUACAACAUUUUACUUCCUACUCGCGUAGACGACGCGUGUACGCUGUUCUUUUUUUUAUACAAAAUGUAUUUGACUUCUGGAGUAAGUAUUUGGAAAUGAUUUUACAGCCGUGAAACCAGCCGUCUUCUUUAAUCGUAGAGCUUCGUGUUACAGAGUACUUUCUAUAAUAUACAUAUAUUAUGUAACUCGAAUGUAGAAGGCUAUCGACAGAGAUACGUUACAGCUUCUUUACAUAUAGCAUAUGAUACAACGUAGGAUAUUCUAUUAUUUAACAUGGUAUAGCUAAAAUAUGGCAGACUUAGAGGAUACUACGUUUUAGUUUUCUUGUAUAAAUUGAUAUUAUAUUAUCCUUAGAUUGUCGUAAGAAAAACUCACAUGGUAUAAAAACAAUGGAAGCAUGCAGAUAUAUAGUUCCUCCUUGUUAUAUAUAAAAUUGAAGAUUUGUUAUUAGGCAGUUUUAAUUAAGCAAUACCCAAUGAGGCUUAUAAAUAUAGUAUUUAAGUCACACUAGUUAUAUAUAAAUAUAUAUAUAUGGCUUCAUAUAUAUAUAAUAUAUAUAAAGAAUGUGAUACGUUAUAUGAGUUGCGUGUUGUGUGCAUGACAAUGAGAGAAAGAGAGAAUUUACGAGAAAGCGCGAGAGUGUUAGAGAGCGAGAGAGAGAGAGAGAGAGAGAGAGAGAAGGAGCGAGGGAGAGUGUGCAUCUGCGACGUUUAUAUUGUGCUGCGCAAGAAAGAACGUGAACUAUUCCAAGGUACGCCCUGCUAUUACUUACCACCUAUUAUUCCAAAUAAUAACAGUAUGUUCAAAAUGCAACAUCAAAAAAAAAAAAAA
Temnothorax curvispinosus is the source of this 4724-nucleotide messenger RNA. RefSeq names its product zinc finger protein ubi-d4 (gene d4). The record is from RefSeq and is a predicted model, not a curated record. Gene Ontology annotation, biological process: nervous system development. Gene Ontology annotation, cellular component: nBAF complex; nucleus. The coding region runs from base 127 to 1464 and encodes 445 amino acids. NCBI's taxonomy places the organism in Eukaryota, Metazoa, Arthropoda, Insecta, Hymenoptera, Formicidae. The transcript has 8 exons.